Messenger RNA from Haemonchus placei, 123 nucleotides. The record is from the annotation of a GenBank genome assembly. Lineage: Eukaryota; Metazoa; Nematoda; Chromadorea; Rhabditida; Trichostrongylidae.
AUGACAGACAGAGAACGGAUAUUACAACUCUACGAGAAAGGCCACAAGAUCAGUCACAUCGCUAGAAUGAUCGGAGUUACGCACAGCUGUGUGUCCAAGAUCAUGACAAGGUUGCUGGCAUGA